Megalops cyprinoides (Indo-Pacific tarpon) is the source of this 868-nucleotide messenger RNA. RefSeq names its product N-alpha-acetyltransferase 38, NatC auxiliary subunit (gene naa38). Lineage: Eukaryota; Metazoa; Chordata; Actinopteri; Elopiformes; Megalopidae. The transcript has 3 exons. Bases 14 to 340 code for a protein of 108 amino acids. Gene Ontology annotation, cellular component: NatC complex. Gene Ontology annotation, molecular function: RNA binding. The record is from RefSeq and is a predicted model, not a curated record.
AGAUAAUAUAAAAAUGGCCGCGGUGAAUGAGGAAAAUGGCAUGGCUAUGCACACUGUGGGGGAGACAUCGGGAUCCUCGUUGGCCCGUCAGAAAUUGGAGAGCCUGUUGAACAAGAGUAUGAGAAUCCGUAUGACUGACGGAAGAACGCUUGUGGGGCUGUUCCUCUGUACUGACCGCGACUGCAACGUCAUUCUGGGGUCUGCACAGGAGUUCCUGAAGUCGACAGAUUCGUUUUCGCAGGGAGAGCCCAGGGUGCUGGGCCUGGCCAUGAUCCCCGGUCACCACGUUGUGUCCAUCGAGGUGGAGGCUGACAGCCUCCUGGGGUCGCGGGGAAUCUGAGGGGAGGAGCCCCGGUGAUGGGCGGAAAACUGGACAUGCCCACCUGCGAUGCCCCAGAGUGCAAGCCUGGCCCCAGGAGUGGGGCGGAGUUUACAACACAAUGACCUGCUGCCUCAACAGUCUCCGAGUUCAGCCCAGAAGCAGUACAGACACACACCCACACACACAGGGGACUGCUCAUACAGACUCAGAGUGUGGCCAUCAUGUUGUGGCCAUCAGAGGUAUCUAAUCAUAUGCCACUCACCCCAGCCUUCAAAUCCAGCGUGAGCCAGAAUGGACCCAUGUAGACCAUAUCGCUAUGGGAUCCUAGUACUCAAGUGGCGGCGUCUGGGGGCAAGUGUUUGUGCCUGCGAAUUUGAAGCAGAAGCUGCUUUUCCGGAUGCAGUCCUACAGAAGAGUGUUUGUGGGGUGGGGUGGACGGGGGGCAGCUGUCAUGUUGUUGUAUUUUGCACAUUUUUUAUUGACUGUGCUGAACCUUUACCUUGUGUGUUUACCACUGCAUUGAAAAUAAAUAUAUUUAAAAAGCUG